UCCGGCGGAAGUAAACAACAAGGCGCUAGCAUCGUUAGCUUCCAGGUUUUCUUCUGUUUAUCGUCGGUUUUUGCUGUGUGAGCUGAAUAUUUCAGAGUCUGCAGUAACAACAUCUUCGGUUCAUCAUCUGAGAGAAUUGAUCAGAGAGCGACUAACUGCUGCUGCUGGAGAAAUAUUCAGAAACAUCGUUCAUUAGGAGGAAGAGAUCGAUCAUCAGCUCAGACUGCUGGAUAUCAGCUGGAAAACCCAGAUCAGAUCAGAACCUACAGGUCUUCCACAACAUCAUGUCUGUUACUACCUGGAAGGUUCUUGAUGAUCGUUUUCUCAUAACUGAAGAGAGGAACUCCUUUGUUGACCACAAGAUACAAAACAGUAUAAAAAUAAAAGAGGAACCAGAACCUCAACCAAUUAAAGAAGAGCAGGUUGAACUGUUGAUCUUUCAGGAUGAAGGACAGCUUUUAGUGAAGCAGGAGACCAACAGCCCUAUGGCGACUGCUGAUGAGGAAAUAUUCAACAGUGAACCAGAACAGCAGCAGAUGGUCGAGAGAAAGGACGAACCAGAACCUGUAGAGAUUAAAGACGAACACGAGGAACCUGAACUUAUAGAAAAUAAAGAGGAAGAGGGGGAUCUCUGUAACAAUGAGGAUGGAGAGCACUUUGUCAUUAACCAGGAAGCUGGCAUCUUUAUGAGGACUCCUGGUUGUGAUCGAAAAGACAGCCAUGACCAGGAAACAAACAACCAAAACCUCUCUACAAAUCGCCUUGAAGACAAGAACCAACAUCAGCAAGGAAGCAACCAGAAAGCCUCAGGAUCAAGUAGAGAUAAAGACCUUGAGCCAGAGAAGAGACAUCAGGACACCAGAAAUCACAGAGUCAAUAUGGACAAUUCAGAAUUAAAAAGACAUAAAACAAAUUUGCCUUGCUGUGAAGUAUGUGGCAAAGGCUUUGCUAAGCGUAAGUACGUGACUGUCCACAUGCGAACUCACACAGGCGAGAAGCCAUAUCCUUGUACUUUUUGUGGUAAAUCUUUUAUUGACCAUAGUACUAGAGCCAGACACACCAGAACCCACACAGGUGUAAAGCCUUAUCCUUGUGAACUGUGUGAUAAAUGUUUCACACAACCCAAUCACUUGGCUCAUCACUUAAGAACUCACACAGGUGAGAAGCCUUUCUCAUGUAUGACUUGUGGAAAAGAUUUCACCCAACAGUCAAACUUGACGGUGCACAUGAGAACUCAUACAGGUGAGAAGCCAUAUUAUUGUGAGCUCUGUGAUAAAUCGUUCAUCCAGCCCAGUGGUUUGACUCGCCACCUUAGAACCCACACAGGUGAGAAGCCUUUCUCAUGUCUGACCUGUGGAAAAGGUUUCAUCCAGCAGUCUAAUCUGACAGUGCACAUGAGAACUCAUAUGGGUAAGAAGCCAUCAUUCUCAGUCUGAUUUAAAUUGACUAACAAAAGGGUCAUUCUUAUUUACAAAGUAAGGAGCAAAAAUCAGAUCGGUUUUAGUAUUAAAGGAGAAUUCGAAUGUCUUUUUAAAGCCACUGGGCCAUCUGAUCAAAUCUUAGAUUUGUAGUUAUUACGGGGAGAGUUUAGGAGGACACUGUAAAUGCCACCCCUGUGAUGCCCCCUCCAGGAUACUCCAUACAGGUUGGUAACUGAAGCAUGUAAUGGUAAAUAGAAAUUAUUGAUUUAAUUACUAAUGACCUUCAUAAAAUAUAAAGACACCCCGGAACAUAAAUGUCUCUCCUUACCUACAAAAGGGUCAAAUGCACACGGUCACACAGUGACCAAAAUUACAACAAAUGACUCCCAACGCACCAUCCUGAGUGUCGGCGUUCCCCUGGGUAAGGCACUUAACCCUAGUUGCCUAUCGAUCUGUGUAUCCGUGUAUGAAUGUGUGUAUGUUUGUAAGUACGACUGGGUGAAUGUGGCUAGAGAAACACUAUUUAAAUUUAGUCCGUCAACCAUUCUUGAUGUUAGAAUGAAGAAAACUCUCAAAUGUUUUAAGUCCUACAUGAAGACAAAGUUUGUUAGAUUUAGUGGUUUUUAUGCUGUUGAAUUACUAUUUUGCAAGAAGCAUUUGUGUCAUUUUUGGACUUGGACCUAAAUUUAAAACCAGUGUUUUUAAACCAGCUGGCUAUCCUCUUAAAAACAUUGCCAGGAUGAAUGUUUCUACAGAAGAAACUGGUGUAUGCUUUUAUCUUAAGCAGGUCAGAUUAUUGUAAUGGUGUCUUUACCGCUCUUUGAUUUUAUUUUCUAUGUUUAACAAUCAACCAGGCAACUGCAGCCAGAGUUCUGACCAACACCAGGAAAAUAGAGCAUAUCAGAACCAGUUCUUAAAUCACUGUACUACCUGUUUAUGAAAGAACAGAUUUUAAUAUUCUUCUGCUGGUCUAUAAAGCACUGAUUGGUUUUGGGUCAAAAUACAUUUCUGAGUUUUUUGUUAAGCAUGGAGACCCCUGAGAUCGUCAUAGUUCUGCUUACUCUGUGUUUCCAGGACCAGAACUAAACAAGGCAAGGCAGCAUUCAGCUUUCUAUCAGUAAUGAACUGUUAGCCUGACAACUGAUGAAUGACUCCAACGUUCAUACUUUAAUAUUUAAAACUUUGAUCCCUCUUUUUGAACCAAGCUUAAAAGUUUUUGUUAUUUUGAUGUCGUUAAAGGACUUGAGAUGUCUUUGUGUAUGAGUGGUGCAAUACAACUAAACUUCCCCUGCAUGUCGUCUUGUUCCCUGCUAUAUUUUAUCUUGGUUGUAGUUUUGUUCCUUGUGGUUCAUGUAAAGAACUUUGUAAUUUAGGUAUUAAAACCCUUCCUUCAUUGUGUUAAAGGUUUACUGAAGUGUUCAUAUAAAGUUUUCUGAGGGUUUACAUGAA
Molecule: messenger RNA, 2870 nt
Organism: Girardinichthys multiradiatus
Lineage: Eukaryota; Metazoa; Chordata; Actinopteri; Cyprinodontiformes; Goodeidae
Product: zinc finger protein 239-like
Exons: 2
Coding region: 285-1436 (383 amino acids)
Biological process (GO): regulation of transcription by RNA polymerase II
Molecular function (GO): DNA-binding transcription factor activity; RNA polymerase II cis-regulatory region sequence-specific DNA binding
Source: RefSeq, a predicted model, not a curated record